AUUAUAUUGUGGGGAAUUGGCUUCAAUUUGGGGAUACAUAGGUUUUCUCAAGCUUAACUAACGCAACGGCAAUGGCGGUUGAUGAUGAUUGUUCUGCGGGAUUGGGUAAGACUAGGGCUUCGCAUCUACGCACUUCUGCUUCCACCCCCAUAGAUUCCUUGAAUAUUGGCUUUCAGUUGUUAAAGAAGCAAGGAUGGAAAGAAGGUACUGGUCUUGGUGUUUCCGAACAGGGCAGGCUGGAGCCAAUAGCAACUGCUGUCAAGAAAAACAAAAGAGGUGUGGGAGCAGAAGAGGCAAAAGUUCAAAUCAAGAAAUCAAAAGUUAAGAAGGAUACGUAUGAUCCAGAAUCACCUGAGACUAAGGUACGAGGCACCUCAAAGAAGAUAAGGAAAGUUCAAGAGUUUGAAAAGAAGAUGCAAGAAAAGGAAUUUGAUCGGGAUUUCUUCAGGAUGUUCUGGCCAGAUAACGUCUGAACAUAUUUGUUUGUCUCAGGAGUCAGGAAGUUGAUCUGGAAAAGGUACUUCAGGAAUUUGGCAUUUCUAUUCUGUCCAAUGACAGUCGUGAAAGUGCUCUUAUGAGUAAUGAUUUAGCAGCUGGCCUUCAUUGUUAUCUGAAGCUUUCCUUGCAAUCGAAAGUUAUUUCUUUUACCGUGUUACAGGCUCUCGUCGCAGUUCUCACAUAAUGUAAAAUGAGUGAGAAAAUUGUUUCAUUAAUUUUUCCAUAUCAUUCUGAAAAUUAGUGUAGAGUUGCGUGUCCUCUCCUUUACUGUGUAUAUGUAGAUUGGAAAAAUAGAGGUAACAAUGGGGAACACUAAUUCUUCAUAUGCUGAGUCUUGUCAAAAUUAAUUAUGAAUACAUUUGAACUUCAAUUUUGUUGUAA
Salvia splendens (bonfire salvia) is the source of this 879-nucleotide messenger RNA. RefSeq names its product G patch domain-containing protein 11. Lineage: Eukaryota; Viridiplantae; Streptophyta; Magnoliopsida; Lamiales; Lamiaceae. The transcript has 4 exons. The coding region runs from base 72 to 473 and encodes 133 amino acids. The record is from RefSeq and is a predicted model, not a curated record. Gene Ontology annotation, molecular function: nucleic acid binding.